UUUUGUCACUAUUAAGGAUAGACAGUUACAUUUUUUGGAUCUAUUAUCUUAGGUCACAGCCUUGAUAGUUUGGAGGAUCUUGGUUCCAUUGUAAAUAUACUGAUUGAUCUGUAAAUUUCUUCUUUUGUACAUGGGUGGCGCUCCCUUAGCGCCUUAAUCAAUACAUAUCACACUUUUAUCUCAAAAAAAAAAUUGAAAUGCGUGUAAUAUGCUAUCAGUGCAAAUACUAAGUUUCUUUUUAGUUUCUUCAUUUUCAUAACAGCAGUGUUUGUUAUAACUCCUUGAUACUGCUGGAUGUUACAGAUUUCUUGGUCCACGGUAGCUCGUACUGUUUCCCAAAUAUUGCAACAGGAAAAUCUUGUAAUUGGUUCUUUUGUGAAGAAGAAAGAAGAAGAAAUCUGGAGAACAUCAAAAUUUGAUGUAUAGAGGAGAAAGAGCUCUCUAUUUCCUCAGCUCUCUCCUUGAUAUACUGCUGCUGAAGAAAGACAUAACAGACAGGGAUUCUCUUCUAGGGCCCUUAUUUAAGCUUCUUGGGAAAUUUCUAUCAAAUUCAUGGGUAUAUGGUGCUCUUCGCGAGCAUGAAGUGCAGGUCCAAGCUUCAUCUGCGAUUUUUCAGACCAUUUCUAGCACAGUGUGUUACGUGCAACAGACUUUGUUGUUAAUUCUUAAAGAUAUUUGUGCUUCACUUGCGAAUGCAACUACUGUAAAGGAUGACAUAACAAGUGUUAUUGACAUAAAAAUGUUGGUUGAGUUUGCUCAUUUUGUGACUGAUGGAGUCACCCGCAAUUAUGUCUUCUCUCUGUUAACUUCAGUUUCUAAGAUUGUCCCGGAGAGAAUUUUGGAGCAUGUGACCGAUAUAUUUACUGUUAUUGGAAAAUCAACAGUCACUCAGAUCGACAGCCACUCUCAGAAUAUAUUCGAGGAGCUUGUAUCCACAGUUCUCCCCUCUUGGUUGUCUAAGUCCAACAAUGUUGAUGAAUUAUUACAGACUUUUGUAGAUGUGUUGCCCGAUGUUGCAGAGCAUAGAAGGCUAUCAAUUGUUGUAUAUCUCUUGAGGACGUUGGGGGAAUGCAAUAGCUUGGCUUCAUUGCUCUAUCUUCUUUCCCAUUCUUUAGUUUUGAGGAAAGGAUCAUCUUGCCUCGAGUACGCAGGCACCUCAGACAGCUUCACUUGUCCUGUGCAGAGAGAGUGGGAGUAUGUCUUUGCAUUGCAAAUACUCGAGCAAUAUCCAUCUUCGAUAUGGCUUCAUUCUCUUGUGAAGUUUCUCCAGAAAAUUGAAACAGCUAAUCCAUGUCAAGAAUUAUACCUUGAAUUACUACUUGCAAUGGAUUUCAUUAUACAAAAAUUGCAAGGUCCAGAAUUGGCUGCAAAACUUGAAUCAAAUGAGGAUUCAGAUGACAUCCAGAGAAAACUUGAGGAGCUUAUGGAGCGGAUUGUCUUGCAGUUUGUUGAUGCAAGAAGAAAGAAAGUGGGGAAACUGUCUAGAAUUAGAAAGGAGUUAGAGGCACAUAUUAAUGCUAUCUUGAGGACAAUAACGUCGAUUAUGAUUCCCUCAGAAUUCUUCAAAGGCAUCGGUAGUUUGCUUCGCCAUACAGACAGCAGUGUGCGAAAGAAGGCUUUUGGACUUCUAUGUGAUACUGUGAAAAAUAAUGAUCCAGUUAAGCCAAAGCAUAAGUGGAGAAGCGUGGUCAAUACUUAUUCAAGUCAUCACUGGUUCCAUUUGGAUCAGAGUGCUCUUGAAUCUUUUGGCAGUAUGUGUUUGGAAAUUGUUCGACUAGUUGAUAAUAUAACUGAUGGGUCCAAUACUUCCUUGGCAUUAGCAGUUUCAACACUGGAGGUUUUGGCAAUUAGGUUUCCUUCUAAUCAUUCAAUAUUCAGCAUAUGCCUUGCAUCUGUUGCAAAAUGCAUUAGUUCCAAGGAUGUGUUGGUCUCUUCCAGCUCCCUUCGAACAACUGGUGCUUUGAUCAAUGUGCUUGGACUGAGGGCACUUCCUGAGUUACCUUGCAUAAUGAAGAAUACGAUUGCUAAAUCCCGUGACGUGUAUUUGGGUUUUCCCCUAGGAGGCAAAACUAAUGAUGAUGCAAGUUCAAAAGAAUCUGUUGGGAUGUCUGUUCUUGUCAUUUUAGAGGCAGUUAUUGACAAAGUUGGAGGUUUAUUAAGCCCAUAUCUUGGAGACAUAAUAGAACUUUUGGUGCUUCAUCCUGAAUAUGUCUCAGAAAACAAUGCGAAGUUUAAGGUGAAAGCUGAUGUUGUACGCAAGUUCUUCACUGAAAAAAUACCAGUUCGACUUGCUCUACAACCUUUGUUAAAGAUAUACUCUCGGGCUGUUGAGAUUGGGGAUUCAAGCUUGGCUAUUUCAUUUGAAAUGGUAGCUAACAUGGUUGGUGGAAUGGAUAGAUCCUCUGUUGGCAGCUAUCAUGGAAAGAUUUUUGAUCAUUGCUUGCAUGCCCUCGAUCUUCGACGUCAACACCCUGUCUCAAUUAAGAAUAUUGAUGUUGUUGAGAGAAGUAUUAUCAAUGCAAUGAUUGUUUUGACGAUGAAACUUACUGAGACUAUGUUCAAGCCUCUUUUUAUUAGGAGUAUUGAAUGGGCAGAAUCAGAGGUUGAAGACAUUUCUGAUACCGGAAUCAAGAGUAUAGAUAGGGCUAUAACUUUGCAUGUCUUGGUCAAUAAACUUGCUGAGAUUCAUAGGUCUCUUUUUGUCCCCUACUUCAAAUAUCUGCUUGAGGGCUGUGUGCGGCAUCUUACUGAAGCAGAAGAUACCAAAAACUCCGCUUUUAUUCGAAAGAAAAAGAAGGCGAAGAUUCAGGAAUUAGGCAAUAUUGUAAAAGGAAACGAUGUGCUAUCAGUAAAACAUUGGCAUCUCAAGGCGCUAGUGUUAUCAUCAUUACACAAAUGCUUUCUCUAUGAUACUGGAAACCUGAAGUUUCUUGACUCCUCAAGCUUUCAGGUUCUAUUGAAACCUAUUGUCUCUCAGAUUGUUGCAGAACCACCAGCGUCUUUGGAAGAGCAUCCAUAUAUACCAUCUGUUCAGGAAGUUGAUGACUUGUUGGUUGUUUGUAUUGGUCAAAUGGCAGUUAGUGCUGGAUCUGACCUUCUAUGGAAACCCUUAAAUCAUGAGGUGCUGAUGCAAACUCGGAGUGAGAAGAUGCGAUCUCGAAUUUUGGGUCUGAGGAUCAUGAAGCAGUUUUUGGAUAGCCUGAAAGAAGAAUAUCUUGUGCUUAUACCUGAAACAAUCCCCUUCCUAGGUGAACUAUUGGAGGAUGUGGAGUUGCCGGUAAAAUCCUUGGCACAAGAUGUUAUCAAGGAAAUGGAGUUGAUGAGCGGUGAAAGCCUUCAACAAUAUCUAUGAUGUGCUGCGGCUAAGGUACUUCAACAGAUCCAUUCAGCUUAUUUAGGGUCUUUGUAUUAAGUCUUUCUUCUCUCCAAAAUUUAAUUAUGAGAAAACUAGUGUAAAGAGUGUUGAGGCAAACAGGCAAGAGCUAGUUGUGGAUUAGAUGAUAGUAAUGAGGAGUUCUUGGGUUUGGGCGGCCCUUGUAAUGACGUUAUACAUUACUAAACUGGGAUGGGUAGGUUAUUAUGAGGAGGCACGUGUUUUCCAAAAUUGAUACCGUCUGUAUCAUAUAGAUUUCUUUUUUCAUAGGAACGGAUUAAUGUUUAGGUAACAUUUUUGCUCGUACAUUAUGUCAUGACAUUGGGGUUUUGGUUUUGUACCCUCGUCCUUUCAAGGGGCAUCUUAUUUUCUGAAGCAAGGAUCACGUGAGAAAUACCAAAUGCACAAUACUUGAUUUGCA
Messenger RNA from Carica papaya (papaya), 3794 nucleotides. Lineage: Eukaryota; Viridiplantae; Streptophyta; Magnoliopsida; Brassicales; Caricaceae. The record is from RefSeq and is a predicted model, not a curated record.